GCUGGAGACGCCUUUCAAUUCUUGGCAAAUCGAUUCCAAUCAAGUUCUGCAGCUCAGUGUAUCAUUAAUCGUGCAGAUUUUCCAGAAGAAAUCCUGGACAACAUUGUCGACAUGAUUUACCACCAGUCUUUCGAAGAGCAUACAUCUAUCACGAAAAGAAAGAUGGAGCGCCAAGCCCGAACCCCAUUCAUACAAGGUCAGACAACUAAAGUAUACCUGGGUCACGAAGGCCCGCCAAUUCUCAAUACCUUUCAAAACCUGGCAGUAGUCAAUCGGAAAUUUCACAGGCUUUGUCUUCCUGAAUUAUGGCAGCAUAUCACAUUCCCCACUUCGAUGCCUGCCCCUAUGGCACUUUGGACGGACGAUAUCCUUUUAAAACACGCCACCUGGGUCAAAUCUGCCGAAUUUGAAUUGGAAGAUAAGAUCUACUACCAGGGUAUUCAUCAGUCAUCAGAGAGUAAAAGGAGUCUCUAUGAUAAUACAUCACUCAUCAUUGGCGAAGAUAUCAGAUGCGGAAUUGGACCUUUGAACAUUGGGAAGAUCUUCAAAGUCUGCCCAUCGAUAGAGUCGGUCACACUGUAUCUUCCAGAUACAGAAGGUGCACACGAAUCCGAAUGGUUUUCUGGUCUUACUGUCCGCUUAAAAACCCCAUUUCAACUUCUUCCGCAACUCCAACAUUUAACAAUAUCGGACAACGGAACCAGAGAUCUUCCGGGCGAAUUUAUAAUUGAUAUCAUCAAACAGUUACCAUCUCUCAUUUCAUUGGAUCUCUUCUGCUUUAAAUUUGUUCAAAAGCAAUCUGAAGAAGAAUCCUUGGGAUGGAAUCUGGUCCAGCUUCAAAAGCUGCGCGAACUAAGUCUUUACUACAUCACAUGCGAGGAUCAGACAUGGAGCCUGACGUCUUGGGCUGAAUGA
Melampsora larici-populina 98AG31 is the source of this 915-nucleotide messenger RNA. RefSeq lists its product as uncharacterized. The coding region runs from base 112 to 915 and encodes 267 amino acids. The transcript is spliced from 2 exons. The record is from RefSeq and is a predicted model, not a curated record. Lineage: Eukaryota; Fungi; Basidiomycota; Pucciniomycetes; Pucciniales; Melampsoraceae.